Molecule: messenger RNA, 1851 nt
Organism: Eremothecium cymbalariae DBVPG#7215
Lineage: Eukaryota; Fungi; Ascomycota; Saccharomycetes; Saccharomycetales; Saccharomycetaceae
Gene: NHX1
Product: bifunctional K:H/Na:H antiporter NHX1
Exons: 1
Coding region: 1-1851 (616 amino acids)
Biological process (GO): vacuolar acidification; proton transmembrane transport; sodium ion transport
Cellular component (GO): early endosome; fungal-type vacuole membrane; late endosome
Molecular function (GO): sodium:proton antiporter activity
Source: RefSeq, a predicted model, not a curated record
AUGAGAAAUAAAUGGCUUUAUUGUGUUUUGUCGCUUGCAUUUAAGAUUGCAUGGGCUGUAGCAGCUAAAAACGGGCGUGGGGAUGAGAACUUGCCUACUCCUAAUAAUCCAGAUACGGGGCAGCCAGAUGAUGAGGAUCCAGGGGAUGUUGUCAAUCCGAGCACUGAAGAGAUAUUCAGAUCAUGGUCACUUUUUAUCCUGUUAUUUCUGUUGAUUUCCGCAUUAUGGUCGAGUUAUUAUCUCUCUCAGAGGAGAAUACGUGCAGUGCAUGAAACUGUACUGUCUAUUUUCUACGGUAUGAUCGCUGGGCUCAUUAUAAGAUUAUCUCCUGGUCACUAUAUUCAAGAUUCGGUAACUUUUAGUUCAUCUUAUUUCUUCAAUGUUCUUUUACCGCCAAUCAUAUUGAAUUCUGGUUAUGAGCUGAACCAAGUGAAUUUUUUCAGCAAUAUAGUGUCAAUUUUGACAUUUGCAAUUCCGGGAACGUUUAUUUCAGCUGUAGUUUUGGGUGUCAUACUAUAUUUAUGGACGGCAUUGGGGCUGGAAUCUACCAAUAUUUCGUUUGUGGAUGCUUUGUCAGUUGGUGCCACAUUGUCGGCUACGGAUCCAGUGACGAUUCUGUCCAUAUUCAAUGCCUACAAGGUUGAUCCUAAACUGUACACCAUUAUAUUCGGUGAGUCGCUUCUAAAUGACGCCAUUUCUAUUGUUAUUUUCGAGACAUGCCAGAAAUUCCAUGGGAGACCAGUAAAAUUUAGCUCAUUCUAUGAAGGUAUUGGGCUAUUUUUAAUGACCUUUACUGUUUCACUUCUUAUUGGUGUGAUGAUUGGUAUUCUAGUGGCGCUAAUUUUGAAGCAUAGCCACAUAAGACGACACCCACAAAUUGAAAGCUGUCUAGUUUUGCUAAUCGCUUACCAAUCGUACUUCUUCUCCAAUGGUUGUCACAUGUCAGGUAUCGUUUCGUUAUUGUUCUGUGGAAUUACAUUGAAGCACUACGCAUACUACAAUAUGUCACGUAGAACACAGAUUACUAUCAAGUAUAUUUUCCAGCUCCUCGGUAGGUUAUCAGAAAACUUUAUCUUUAUUUAUUUAGGCCUAGAAUUGUUCACUGAGGUGGAGUUGAUUUACAAGCCAUUACUGAUAAUUGUUACAGCGAUAUCUAUAUGCAUAGCGCGUUGGUGCGCAGUUUUCCCGCUGUCUAAUUUCGUGAAUUGGUUGUACAGAGUGAGAGUCAUGAGAUCCGUCGGUAUAGCAUCCUCAUCAAUGGCAAUUCCAGAUGAGAUUCCUUAUCAAUACCAAAUGAUGACAUUUUGGGCGGGUUUGCGCGGUGCCGUUGGUGUUGCAUUGGCAAUAGGCAUCCGAGGAGAAUUCAAGUUUACCUUACUAGCUACAGUUCUUGUUGUUGUGGUGCUCACAGUUAUUAUCUUUGGUGGUACUACUGCAGGUAUGCUUGAAAUCCUGAAUAUCAAAACAGGUUGUAUUGAUGAGAUAGACGAAAGUGAUGAUGAGUUUGAUAUAGAAGCACCUCGUCCAGUUCAUUUGUCUUCAUCAACAGAUAUUGCUUACUCUGAUGAUAGUGCCAAUGUUGAAAGUGGCACAUCAGACUUCCCUCCAAUGGUGCAGCCUUUAGGUCGUGAUCUGGGCGGACAAGAUCAAGGCGGGCCACCUAAGAGGUCUGUAGACAGGAAGAACAUCAGGGAGACAUUAAGUAACAUUUUACAAGGUGAUGCGGAAUGGUUUAAUAGAUUUGAUGAGGAAGUCCUAAAACCUGUGUUUUUGGAUAAUCCUUCGUCGUCGCCGUCCGGCUUGAAUGGGCACGGGACGACCAAUAACAAUUUAAGCAAUAGGCGUCAAUAA